GCAGCUGUUGACUGAAUCUAAAAGUUUCCUGACUGAGCCAUGAGUAUAAAACGUGGCGGGYUUGAGUUGCUGAGUUUCUGCUUGGGGGUGCAGGACAGGAAAAGACGAGCUGCAUGAGUGACUCGUGUCUCCCGGGGGGAGGUCUCCCCUCAGCUCCUGUUGAUGCUGCGUCAGAUGAUGCGCCGCGGCGCUCUGACUAUAAAAGCACCUGUCCUGACCAGACAUCAYUCGCAUCCCACUUCUUCUCUCCACGCGCACUCCACCAUCACUCCCGAACUCCACGCAGACACACUUUUUUGUUGUUCUCUCCCCUGUAGCUACAGCAGAGGCCAGGACUCCAGAGGAACCAUGAGUUACUCCAGCGAGAUUUACAGCAGCAGCUCCUACCGGAAGAUUUUCGGAGAAGCCCCCCGGAGCGGCCGCGUGGGUCUGGGCAGCAGCCCGUCCCGCCUGCACCCGGCGGGAUACCGCAGCAGCCACCGCACCUAUGGCUCCCCCUCCGUCGUGUCCUCCACCACCUACCGCCGGAGCGCGGCGCCCGGCCGCGUCUUCUCCUCCAUCCCGGACUCGAACGUGGACCUGACCCAGUCCACCGCCGUMACCAACGAGCUGAAGAUCAUCCGCACCAACGAGAAGGAGCAGCUGCAGGGCCUCAAYGACCGCUUCGUGUCCUUCAUCGAGAAGGUGCACAACCUGGAGCAGCAGAACAAGGUGCUGGAGGCGGAGGUGACGCUGCUGCGCCAGCGCCACAGCGAGCCCUCGCGCCUGCACGAGCUCUACGAGCAGGAGAUCCGCGAGCUGCGGGCGCGCGUCGAGGAGCUGACGCACGAGAAGAGCCAGAUGCACCUGGACUGCGUGCAGAUGAGCGAGACGCUGGAGCGCGUGCGGGAGAAGCUGGAGGAGGAGAGCAGGCUGCGCGAGGAGGCGGAGAACGCCCUGAAGGGCUACCGCAAGGACGUGGACGACGCCACCCUCGUGCGCCUGGAGCUGGAGAARAAAGUGGAGUCUCUGCUGGACGAGCUCGCCUUCCUCAGGAAAGUUCACGAGGAGGAGCUGCAAGAGCUGCAGGCGUCCCUGCAGGCCACGCAGGUGUCAGUGGAGAUGGACAUGAGCAAACCGGACCUGGCCGCGGCCCUGAAGGACAUCCGGGCCCAAUACGAGAACCUGUCAGCCCGGAACCAGGUCCAGGCAGAGGAGUGGUACCGCUCCAAGUUUGCCACUGUGACCGAGGCCGCGGCGCGCAACCAGGACGCCAUCAAGCACUCCAAGGAGGAGCUGAGUGAGUACCGCAGACAGGUGCAGGCCCGCACCCUGGAGAUCGAGGCCCUCAGGAGCCACAAUGAAGCCAUGGAGAGGCAGAUCGCCGAGAUGGAAGAUCGCCACAACAACGAGAUCGGGGAGAUGCAAGACACCAUUCAGCAGCUGGAGGCCGCUCUGCACAGCACCAAAGGAGAGAUGUCCCGUCAUCUGCGUGAAUACCAAGACCUGCUGAAUGUCAAGAUGGCUCUGGACAUUGAGAUCGCUGCUUACAGGAAGCUGCUGGAAGGAGAGGAGUGUCGCCUCAGCUCUGUUGGCGGCGUCAUGGUCCAGUCCGGGUACACUGGCCUGUCCUACACGUCGGCCCGAUCCUACGCCCUCGGAGCUUACAGAAAGCCCAAACCCGAAGAGGAGGAAGAGGAGGCCGGAGACGAGGAGGAGGAGAAGGAGGAAGAAGAGGAAGAGGGAGAGGAGGAUGAGGGCGAGGUUGAGGAGGGAGAAGGAGAGGAGGGAGACGAGCAGGAGGAGGGAGAGGAGGAGGAAGAGGAGGCUGGGGAGGAGGAAGAGGAAGAGAAGCCGAAGGAGAAGGAGGAGAAACCGAAGGAGAAGGAGAGCUCCACCGGGAAGAACAGCAAGAGCUAAACUGCUUGAGUCAUCUUCAUCGUCAUCAUCAAUAACUCAUUCCACAUCCCACCAAUCACUGAUGGAUCUGGUUCCUGUUCACCUCACCUCUGUCUCACACCCACCCACACACACACACACACACACACACACACACAC
Austrofundulus limnaeus is the source of this 2037-nucleotide messenger RNA. RefSeq names its product neuronal intermediate filament family member 1 (gene neff1). Gene Ontology annotation, biological process: intermediate filament organization. Gene Ontology annotation, cellular component: intermediate filament; cytoplasm. Lineage: Eukaryota; Metazoa; Chordata; Actinopteri; Cyprinodontiformes; Rivulidae. Bases 163 to 1899 code for a protein of 578 amino acids. The record is from RefSeq and is a predicted model, not a curated record. The transcript is spliced from 4 exons. Gene Ontology annotation, molecular function: structural constituent of cytoskeleton.